Molecule: messenger RNA, 663 nt
Organism: Paramecium octaurelia
Lineage: Eukaryota; Ciliophora; Oligohymenophorea; Peniculida; Parameciidae
Source: the annotation of a GenBank genome assembly
AUGAAAAACGAAAGUGAAAGCAGAGUUUCAAUUGACAAUUUAUCUAUCAAUAAGGCUACUGCUCCCUUGGUAACAAAUUACAAAUAAUUGGUUUGUUGCUUAGUGAAAUAAAUGCUCUUUGAUGUUGUGAUUCCUGGAUAAAAGAUGUUCACAGAAGACAAGAAACAAAAUUUGAGAAACUAGAUAUUAUUCUAUCAAUAAGGUUUUGCUAGAAACAUGAAUGAUGAGCAAGCAUAUUCAGAAUUAAUAAUGUUGAGUACAUCAUCUCCUCAGUUUAUAGAAUUGCUCAAAAUGACUUGCUUUAGUUUGAUUGGAUAAAAUCAAGAGAUUGAAGCUUAAGUCAAUAAAGAAUUGAAUAGAAGUAUAUCGUCGAUUGAAACCUUUAGUGGAAACAUCAAGAUGAUAGAAAAAAAUAUCAUUGUUAAUUGGUCAACUAAUAAGCAAAAAUUAUACAGUAAGACCAUCAUUGAUAUAAUAAUGAGAGGGUUUUUGCUAAGUUACAUAUUAGAGAUUAUUAUUCGAUCCUCUUUGAAAUAAGACUUUACUUUCAACUUUUCUAUUACAAUUGAAUACAAUUAAUGUUGUUUGGAGAAAGAAGUCUAGCCCACAUUUAAGAUUAAUGAUUAGACAACACUAUAUGAAUUUAAAUUUUAUAAGUAGUGA